AUGAAAUCAACACUAAGGUUAACGGACAAUGUUGUCCAAAAUAUGGGUAUAGGAAAAUUACAUAAAGAUGAUAAUUCAAGUGUUAUAAACUCGAUGGAUUUUAAUAAAGAUGGAUCAUUACUUAUAACAGCAUCAGAUGACGAAUCAAUACAUUUAUACAAUAUAGAUACAGGAGAAUUACAAAAAACAUUAAAUAGUAAAAAAUAUGGAGUUGACUUAAUUAAAUUUACACAUAAUAAUAAUUCAAUCAUAUGUGCAUCAAAAAAUUCUUGGGAUGAAUCAUUAAGAUAUUUAUCAUUACACGAUAAUAAAUAUUUAAAAUAUUUUAAAGGUCAUAGAAAUAAGGUUGUUUCAAUAUCAAUGUCACCAAUUAAUGAUAUGUUUUUAUCAGGAUCAUUAGAUGAUACUAUUAGAAUGUGGGAUUUAAGAACUAAUGUUUGUCAAGGUUUAUUAAGAAGAAAUGGAAGACCAGCAGUUUCAUUUGAUCCUCAAGGUAUUAUUUUCGCAACAGCAGUUUCAGUAAAUACAAUUAAAUUAUAUGACCUUAGAAAUUAUGAUAAAGGUCCUUUCUCUUCUUUUUCAAUAGAUCAUCCAAUACCUGUAGAAUGGACUUCAAUGAAAUUCACUGCUGAUGGAAAAUAUAUUUUAUUAUCUACUAAAACUAAUAUUAUCUUUUUAAUUGAUUCCUUUACUGGUGAAGUUAAACAAAGAUAUACAAGUUUUAAAAAUGAUAAUGGGUCAGUUAUUGAAUCAUCAUUUUCACCAGAUGCUCAAUACGUUUUAUCUGGAAGUGAGGAUGGAACUGUCCAUAUUUGGAAAACUUUAACAGGUGAGGAGGUUGCAGUUUGGGGUGGUCAUUCUUCAACGGUUGGUAGAGUACAAUGGAAUCCAAGAUCAAUGAUGGCUGCUACUGCAUGCAGUAAUUUGGCAUUUUGGAUUCCGAAUGAUUCCGUUUUGUAA
Molecule: messenger RNA, 960 nt
Organism: Dictyostelium discoideum AX4
Lineage: Eukaryota; Evosea; Eumycetozoa; Dictyosteliales; Dictyosteliaceae
Exons: 5
Coding region: 1-960 (319 amino acids)
Biological process (GO): RNA metabolic process
Cellular component (GO): nucleus
Source: RefSeq, a predicted model, not a curated record